Molecule: messenger RNA, 1409 nt
Organism: Pollicipes pollicipes
Lineage: Eukaryota; Metazoa; Arthropoda; Thecostraca; Pollicipedomorpha; Pollicipedidae
Gene: Ho
Product: Heme oxygenase
Exons: 3
Coding region: 56-805 (249 amino acids)
Biological process (GO): heme oxidation
Molecular function (GO): heme oxygenase (decyclizing) activity
Source: RefSeq, a predicted model, not a curated record
CCGUGAACGCCUCUGUGGGAGAGAUAUCACCUGAAAAUUUAUUUACGCAGCAGCCAUGGCUCCGAAAGCAGAAGAAAUCGUGGACAUUCCCUUCACAAAGCAGAUGCGGAAGGCCACGAGAGAUGUGCAUGGUAUCAGUGACGCCCUCAUUAACGCCAAGCUCGGCAUCGCUCUCUCCGACAACGGCGUGUGGGCCGAGGGCCUGCUGGUCUUCUACGACGUGUUCGCGUGGCUGGAAGGCGCGCUGGACCGGCUCGGCGCCUCACUAGUCGGCGAGCUGGACAUCGAGGGCAUGCGGCGGCGCGACGCCUUCGAGGCCGACCUGACCUUCUACCUUGGCGCCGACUGGCAGGGGACGCACGUGCCGCGUCCGGCCGUGCGCCGCUACCUGGAGCACCUGGAGCAGCUGGAGCGCGAAGAGCCACACCUGCUCAUGGCGUACGUGUACCACCUGUACAUGGGCCUGCUGUCUGGCGGGCAGGUGCUGCGCCGCAAGCGGCAGCUGGUCGGCCGCCUGCUCGGACGCGGCGAGAGUGACGAGGCCGGUAACGCCGUGACCUACUACGGCCAGCACAAGAUCGGCCACCUCAAGCGCCAGCUGGCCGCCGCCAUGGAUCACGCCGCCCAGCUGCUGGAUGACGUCACGCGGGAACGGGUGGUCGAGGAGAGCAAACAGGUGUUCCUGAGGAAUAACGAGAUUGUGGCCACGGUGCGAGGCGCCAAUGAGGUGUUGCUGAGAAAGCUCAGGAACGCUGUUAUCGUAGUUGUGAUCAUUGUGCUGCUGUAUUGGAUGCUGUUCAGGUAGACGCCCGUGCUUGGGAACGUCGGCUGGCCUUGUGUGAGCACUGUGAUGACUGAGCGAGAAUGCUCAAAUGCAGGGGAAUUUUGUAGUCUCCAGUUUAGCUUUCCAGCCGCUCGUGUAUACGAAAGCAGCUUUCCCGCUCAAGUCAGGGCAGCGGCCUACGUGAUCGCUGGCAUAAUCCGACCCGACGCCGGGCUGCUGGCUGGCCGAGACCCGACACCUGCCAGCCGCUGAAGCCGAGCGGCACACACGCAGCCGCGCGAGCGGCUUCAGACCUGUCCGUGCCAUAGGACAUGCGAUUGGUGCGCCGCAGGCAACCGCAGCAUCCAGUACCAACAUGGAGAAGAGACGUAGGGAAAGCCGCGAGGAGGCAUUCAUUUAAAGAUCGCUGGGCAGACGACGGCAUGUACUGCUUUCGGGAUUUUCCUUAUGCACCGUGGCGCAUGGGACGACCCUUGCGGCCACCCGCCGUUGCAUUGAGGGGUCACUGUCCGAAUUAUGUGUAUCGGUUGUGACGUACUCAAGUCCUGUAUUACGUGUACGCCUUGCUAGAGACAGUUGUAUGUCAAAUAAACGGACUGAACGGUGGGAGAUUGUUGGAAAACUG